AAAAAACAUCUGGUGACUUGGUGAGUUUUGAAGUUCCAUAAACGCAACAUUGGUACGUCACAGCCUUCCGCGGGAAAUUCGCUACUUCUGCGUCCCCGCUCUGCUUAUAUGUCGCCUAAUCUUUCUUCUUUACAUUAAAAACUUUACAACAGCCCUGUGUUACCCUCAGGUGGCUAAAACGUUAAUCUUAGUGGUCGUUGUUGGUGAACUCUACAUUGAAAAUGUCAAAGAAGAAAGGACUAAGUCUGGAGGAGAAGAGAACUCGCAUGAUGGAGAUUUUCUUUGACUCUAAAGAUGUGUUUCAGCUGAAAGACAUUGAGAAGAUUGCCCCCAAGUCAAAAGGCAUAGCUCCCAUGACUGUGAAGGAAGUGCUGCAGAGCCUUGUCGAUGACAACAUGGUGGACUGUGAGAGAGUAGGUACAUCCAACUAUUACUGGGCCUUUCCCAGUAAAGCCUUACACGCUCGCAACCACAAACUGGAGGAGCUGCAAAAACAGAUUUCUGAAGCAAAGCAGCGGAAAACAUCUCUAGAGAAAGCGGUCGAAAAAGCGAAAGUGGGGCGCCAGGAUACAAAGGAAAGAAGUUCUCUGCUGAAGGAGCUGCAGGCUCUGAGAGAGGAGCGUACACAGCUGCAGGCCGAGCUGGAGAAGUACAGAGAGUGUGACCCUGAGGUCAUCGAGGAGAUGAAAAAAUCAAAUGUUAUAGCAAAAGAAGCUGUUUCCAGAUGGACAGACAAUGUUUUUGCCAUAAAGUCGUGGACAAAGAAGAAGUUUGCCUUUGAUAACAGCCGCAUUGAUAAAGCCUUUGGUAUCCCGGAGGAUUUUGACUACAUGGACUGACUGCCAGCAUGUCACGGACGCAGCGAUGGAGUAAUGUGUUUCGACCUCUGACACCUACCUACCUGGUCUCUGCAUUUCUAAUUCCUGUGCUGUGGGUUUCAGUGAAAAUAAAAGCACCAGGCGCUCCACUCGCGCCCUCGGGUGGAUUUUGAAUAAGGACAGAUGUCAGUGACUUUGCGGUGGCAGAUGGACUUCAUCUGUGGAUAUGUUACUUUGGUGCAACCAGAGAAGAGUCUGAAACGCCAUUAGUGGCUGUGAGGGCUGACAGGGUCCUGUGAUGAGCACAAGCUAGCAGCCAAAGUUUUGGGACACCUGUUAGCAUGAAAACUGAGAGCUCCGAGUAGAUGAUGGAAAGGAAUCGACACUUACUGCAUUUGUGUUGCCAGUGGUCGCAUUUGUAUGGUUUAAACAGAUGGUUUGGAAUCAAAUGCUUGUGCACUUUUUCUUAGAUAUGUUCCUUUUCUCUCUCCCUCCCUGGAGUAUUACAGGGCAUGCUUUCCUAGUUGUAUUAUAAUUACAAAGGUCAGUGUCAAGUUAUCUUUGAUGUUUUUGUUUCUUUUAUAAUCGUCACUGGAAUUUCACAAAAGCGGCCCUGAAAUUUUAGGGUUUUUUUGUUUUGUUUUUUUGUUGUUUUUUUCAGGACUCACUUGCUGGAUGAUCAAAAAAGAUCAUUGCUGUCACAACAUGUCUAGAAUGACUAUUGACCUUCUUUUUUUGCUCCUUUUUUCUGUCAAACCAGAUGCAAAAUAGGCAGUUGUGUGUCUUGUUUACUCUGUGACCUAGUUGAGAAGGCCAAUGUGUCUGGGUUCUUUGAUUUAAAUUUCAAAUGAGCUCUGUGCUCAUUUUGCUUUGCUCAUCAGUUUCAUUUAUAUUCCAGUAAAUGAAUGACAUGCAAAUGUAA
Molecule: messenger RNA, 1740 nt
Organism: Neolamprologus brichardi
Lineage: Eukaryota; Metazoa; Chordata; Actinopteri; Cichliformes; Cichlidae
Gene: mnd1
Product: meiotic nuclear divisions 1 homolog (S. cerevisiae)
Biological process (GO): reciprocal meiotic recombination
Cellular component (GO): nucleus
Molecular function (GO): double-stranded DNA binding
Source: RefSeq, a predicted model, not a curated record